GUCGGCAGUGGACAAGGUCCUGCCUACUCGCCACUCUCUAGCGCGGCUGUAAAAAAGGAAGGCCACGAAAGAAAAGGAGGCUAGGACACGGGGCAAAAGUACCGAGAGCGAGUGAGGCAGGGAGAGAGAGAGUCAGUGAGCAGUACAGUGACAGCCAAGGGGACCGAUAAUUUCGUCCACAGCGUCUUGAGUGAGUGGAAGAGGCAUAGCACUGCAACAUCUCAGCCGCCGAAGAACAGGGAAAACCAUUAGGAACUAGCGCUUUCAAAAAUGGAUCAUUAUGAUGACGGCGAUGAAAAUUGUUACAUGCCACAAGAAGACGACUGGGAUCGCGAUCUCCUUCUGGAUCCUGCAUGGGAGAAACAGCAGCGGAAGACAUUUACAGCAUGGUGUAACUCCCACUUGAGGAAAGCAGGAACUCAGAUUGAGAACAUUGAGGAGGACUUCAGAGAUGGACUCAAACUCAUGCUGCUUCUUGAGGUCAUCUCAGGAGAGCGAUUGGCCAAGCCCGAGAGAGGGAAGAUGAGGGUCCACAAGAUCUCCAACGUGAACAAAGCACUUGACUUCAUCGCCAGUAAAGGAGUCAAACUCGUCUCCAUUGGAGCAGAGGAAAUUGUGGACGGCAAUGCCAAGAUGACCCUGGGAAUGAUCUGGACCAUCAUCCUCCGCUUCGCUAUCCAGGAUAUCUCUGUGGAAGAGACUUCAGCCAAAGAAGGACUGCUGUUGUGGUGCCAGAGAAAGACUGCCCCCUACAAGAAUGUCAACAUCCAGAACUUUCACAUCAGCUGGAAAGAUGGACUGGGAUUCUGCGCCCUCAUUCACAGACAUCGUCCAGAACUCAUUGACUAUGGAAAACUUCGCAAAGAUGACCCGAUGACCAAUCUGAACACAGCAUUUGACGUAGCUGAGAAGUACCUGGACAUUCCCAAAAUGUUGGACGCAGAAGAUAUCAUUAGCACGUUGAGGCCAGACGAGAAAGCCGUCAUGACUUAUGUCUCGUGUUAUUACCACGCCUUCUCGGGCAAGCAGAAGGCGGAGACGGCGGCCAACCGCAUCUGCAAAGUGCUGGCUGUCAAUCAGGAGAAUGAGCAGCUGAUGGAGGACUACGAAAAGCUCGCCAGCGAUCUGCUGGAGUGGAUCCGCCGCACCAUCCCGUGGCUGGAGAACCGGGCGCCGGAGAACACCAUGCAGGCCAUGCAGCAGAAGCUGGAGGACUUCCGCGACUACCGGCGCCUGCACAAGCCGCCCAAGGUGCAGGAGAAGUGCCAGCUGGAGAUCAACUUCAACACGCUGCAGACCAAGCUGCGCCUCAGCAACCGGCCCGCCUUCAUGCCCUCCGAGGGCAAGAUGGUGUCGGACAUUGCCAAUGCAUGGGGAUCCCUGGAGGGUGCUGAGAAGGGCUAUGAGGAGUGGCUGCUGAACGAGAUCCGUAGGCUGGAGAGACUCGACCACCUCGCUGAGAAGUUCCGCCAGAAAGCCGCCAUCCACGAGGCCUGGACUGAUGGCAAGGAGGAGAUGCUGCAGCAUCGGGACUAUGAGACGGCCACGCUCUCGGAGAUCAAGGCCCUGCUGAAGAAGCACGAAGCGUUCGAGAGCGACCUGGCCGCACAUCAGGACCGCGUGGAGCAGAUCGCAGCCAUCGCCCAGGAGCUCAAUGAGUUAGACUACUACGACUCUCCCAGUGUGAACGCACGCUGCCAAAAGAUCUGUGAUCAGUGGGACGCUCUGGGAGCAAUGACUCAGAAACGUAGUGAAGCUCUACAGCGGACUGAGAAAUUGCUGGAGACCAUUGAUCAGUUGUAUCUCGAGUUUGCCAAACGUGCCGCCCCUUUCAACAACUGGAUGGAGGGAGCUAUGGAGGACUUGCAGGACACCUUCAUUGUGCACACCAUCGAGGAGAUACAGGGCUUGAGCACAGCUCAUGAGCAGUUCAAGGCGACCCUCCCCGAGGCGGACAAGGAGAGACAGGCCAUCCUGGGCAUCCACAAUGAGAUUGCCAAGAUCGUGCAGACCUACCACGUCAACAUGGCCGGCACCAACCCUUACACCACCAUUAACCCUCAGGAGAUCAACACCAAGUGGGACAAGGUUAGGCAGCUGGUCCCUCAGAGAGACCAGGCCCUGAUUGAGGAGCACGCCCGCCAACAGAACAACGAGCGACUCAGACGACAGUUUGCCAACCAGGCCAACGUCAUCGGGCCCUGGAUCCAGACCAAGAUGGAGGAGAUUGGCCGUAUCUCCAUUGAGAUGCACGGCACCCUGGAGGAUCAGCUGAACCACCUGCGUCAGUAUGAGAAGAGCAUCGUCAACUACAAGCCAAAGAUCGACCAGCUGGAGGGAGACCACCAGCUCAUUCAGGAAGCCCUCAUCUUCGACAACAAACACACUAACUACACCAUGGAGCACAUCCGUGUGGGCUGGGAGCAGCUUCUCACCACCAUCGCACGCACCAUCAACGAGAUCGAGAACCAGAUCCUCACCAGAGAUGCCAAAGGCAUAACCCAGGAACAGCUGAACGAGUUCAGAGCCUCCUUCAACCACUUUGAUAGGGAUCACUCGGGCACUCUUGGGGCUGAGGAGUUCAAGGCCUGCCUGAUCAGCCUCGGCUUCGAUAUCGCCAACGACCCACAGGGAGAGGCAGAGUUUGCCCGCAUCAUGAGCAUCGUGGACCCCAACAGGUUGGGAGUGGUCACUUUCCAGGCCUUCAUCGACUUCAUGUCCCGCGAGACCGCCGACACAGACACUGCCGACCAGGUCAUGGCCUCCUUCAAAGUACUGGCUGGGGACAAGAACUACAUCCUGGCGGACGAGCUUCGUCGUGAGCUGCCCCCUGACCAGGCCGAGUACUGCAUUGCCCGCAUGGCGCCCUACACUGGCCCCGAUGCUGUGCCUGGUGCACUCGACUACAUGUCCUUCUCCACCGCCCUCUACGGAGAGAGUGACCUUUGAACCCCGCCAGAGAGAGAGAGAGAGACUCUCUUGCCUUGCCUGCUCCGCCCCUUCCACCCCGCCCAUUUGCAAUGCGCAUUUUUUUGUACGUUCUUUUCCUCCCUUCAUUCAUUCAUCCUCUCCUUUCUCCCUCCUCCUUCCCAUUAUCCUUUAUUUUUUUGUCUUAACAUCAAUCCCUGACCCCACUCCCCAUCCAACCCUCUCGUUCCGUCUGUUGUAUUUGCUUAACCUCAUGCAAUGCAGCAACUCCCGACGUUUACAAUGAGGGAGACAGAAAAGAUAUGUUUUGUUUUGUUUUGUUUUGUUUUUCCUUCUGUUUUUAUUUUCUUGUUGUUUUGUUUUUUCUUCAUAAAAAUGAAUAAAGUUAACAUAUUUUAUUAUACAGAACAAAAAAGGUAUUUUUCUUCACCUGAUUAAAAAAAAUUAAAAAAGAAACAAAAAGUCAAAAUAAAGAAAAAAAGGCAAGAAUUGUCUCUUCUUUUC
This is a messenger RNA of Sardina pilchardus (European sardine), 3432 nucleotides long. It is a transcript of the gene actn1, whose product is annotated as actinin, alpha 1. Gene Ontology annotation, biological process: muscle cell development; actin cytoskeleton organization. Gene Ontology annotation, molecular function: actin filament binding; calcium ion binding. The coding region runs from base 271 to 2949 and encodes 892 amino acids. The record is from RefSeq and is a predicted model, not a curated record. NCBI's taxonomy places the organism in Eukaryota, Metazoa, Chordata, Actinopteri, Clupeiformes, Clupeidae. Gene Ontology annotation, cellular component: Z disc; cell junction; cortical actin cytoskeleton. The transcript is spliced from 21 exons.